AUGUACUAUCACAAUGAUACCGAGUUCCACCCCUCCUCCUUCCUCCUCCUGGGGGUGCCAGGGCUGGAAAUUGCCCACAUCUGGAUUGGCUUCCCCUUCUGCGCUGUGUACCUGAUCGCGCUCGUGGGGAACUGCACCAUCCUGUUCAUGAUAAAGACUGAGCAGAGCCUCCACCAGCCCAUGUUCUACUUCCUGGCCAUGCUGGCCACCAUCGACCUGGGCUUGUCCACGACCACCAUCCCCAAGAUGCUGGGCAUCUUCUGGCUCGGGCUACGGGAGAUCAGCUUCGGGGGCUGCCUCACCCAGAUGUUUUCCAUCCACAUGUUCACUGGCAUGGAGAGUGCAGUGCUCGUGGCCAUGGGCUAUGACCGAUAUGUGGCCAUCUGCAAGCCCCUCCAUUACUGCACCAUCCUCGUCCACGAAACCAUCGGCAUGAUCGCGGGAAUAGCGGUAGUCAGGAGCUCCUGUAUGAUGACUCCACUACUGUUCCUUGUCCUGCGGCUGCCAUUCUGUGGCCACUCCAUCAUCCCUCACACCUACUGCGAACACAUGGGCAUCGCCUGGCUGGCAUGUGCCAACAUCCGGGUCAACGUCAUCUUCGGCUUAGUUCUUAUCUGCAUCUUCUUUGUGGAUGUGAUUCUGAUCGUGUUCUCCUACAUCAGGAUCCUCUGUGUUGUUUUCAGGAUCCCUUCCUGGGACGCCCGACUCAGAGCCAUGAGCACCUGCAGCUCCCACGUCUGCGUCAUCCUGGCCUUCUUCACCCCAGCCCUCUUUUCCUUCCUCACCCACCGCUUUGGACGCAACAAAAUCCCCGGCUACAUUCACAUCCUCCUGGCCAACCUUUACGUAGUAGUCCCACCCGCCCUCAAUCCCAUCAUCUAUGGGGUGAGGACCAAAGAGAUCCGGAAGCAACUGGGGAACAUCUUCAGUAAAAAAGAUUAA
Molecule: messenger RNA, 942 nt
Organism: Tachyglossus aculeatus (Australian echidna)
Lineage: Eukaryota; Metazoa; Chordata; Mammalia; Monotremata; Tachyglossidae
Product: olfactory receptor 52E4-like
Exons: 2
Coding region: 1-942 (313 amino acids)
Biological process (GO): G protein-coupled receptor signaling pathway
Cellular component (GO): membrane
Molecular function (GO): G protein-coupled receptor activity; olfactory receptor activity
Source: RefSeq, a predicted model, not a curated record